This is a messenger RNA of Paramuricea clavata, 426 nucleotides long. The record is from the annotation of a GenBank genome assembly. NCBI's taxonomy places the organism in Eukaryota, Metazoa, Cnidaria, Anthozoa, Malacalcyonacea, Plexauridae.
AUGAAAUACCCAAUUCUUGAUGACAUUGGCCAGCAGUUUAUUAAACAUGCUGCAGAGUUGGUGAAGUCUGGCCAUACGUUUGUGUAUGUGCUGGACAAUAUCGAUUGGGAGGAGAAGGCACAUGAUAUGAGACAGGAUGUGCAAAACAGAAGUGUUCAUGCUGUGGCAACAAGUAUUGUGUUUAACUGUGUUUCUGAUGAAGGGUUGUCCGAUUCUGGUCCACAGAAGGAUCUGAAGGAUUGCAAUGCCCAACAGUUGAUGGAUAUCAAUCCACUGGAAUUGGAUGCAAUUCGAAUCUGGUAUAGAAUACUUGUUGCCAAGCUUUUGUUUGAACAUUUCCCAUGUUUUGCAAUGUUCAAACCGUACAUCUCUGGGAACACUGAUUGUGCUCAUGCUCAGGAAAUGGCAAGAAAGUCAGAGUUAUGA